AUGUCGAGCCAUAACGCUGAAGAGCCACUUCCAGAGCAAUACCAAAGCCCUCACGAGAUUUAUCCUUCAGAUCUUGAAAAAAGCCCCGAUUCGAGUGACUCAGAUGAGUUCGAUAUUCCUGAUGGAGGUUAUGGCUGGCUUGUGGUGCUAGCCAUCUUCCUCAUCAACGCUAACACAUGGGGAGCCAACUCUGGCUUCUCUAUCUACCUUGCCCAUUAUCUAGAGCAUAAUACCUUCUCAGGUGGAGAUAAGUAUGACUACGCAUUGGUUGGGGGUUUUGCCUUUGGCUUGGGGCUUAUUUUUUCCCCCUUGAUCAACAAACUACACGGAAUGAUUGGAACGAAGCCUACCAUCAUCAUUGGAUCGUGUAUUCAGUUUGCCUCCCUCAUGAUGGCGUCCUUCGCUGUCAGUCUAUGGCAAUUGUACUUGACGCAAGGUUUGCUAAACGCCAUUGGAUUAGCAAUGGUGGCACUUCCAGGGUUUGGAAUUCUUCCACAGUGGUUUAAAAAGAAGCGUGAUAUUGCGAGCGCCAUCGCUGCUGGUGGCUCGGGUGUGGGUGGUACCAUGUAUAAUUUGGGUAUGCAGAAAGUGUUGGAAACAAGAGACGUCUUCUGGGCUUUGCGUGCUCAGAGUAUCAUUAUCUUUGGUCUUCUUUGGAUCGCAAUUUUUCUCAUUCGUUCAAGAAUGAAAAAUAGCAUCGAAGUCGGCCUUUACGACACCCAGUGUUUGAAGUCAGUGGGUUUUUGGAUCUUGGUGUGCUACUGUAUCACAUGUAUGCUUGGAUACGUUAUCGUCUUGUACAAUAUGGCUGCCGUGACCACGACUUUGGGUUACAGCGCAUACCAGGGUUCAAUCGCCGCUGCAAUGGUCCAAGUGGGUUCCUUCUUCGGCCGUCCAUUGGUCGGCCUAAUUGCACAAAAAAUAGGACCAGUCACUGCAACACUUUUAGCAUACAUUCUCUGCGCCAUCUUCACAUUUUCAAUGUGGAUUCCUGCCCGUAACUUGCCCACCAUAUAUGCGUUCUGUAUCAUAAUGGGAGGCCUCAUGGGCACAAUUUUUGCCACAAUGCCACCAAUUCUUGGCAAGCUUUUUGGCUUAAGGAAGGCUGCCACAGCAUUUUCCAUGGCAUGGAUAUUUUUGGGUCUAUCCGGUAUCGCGUCUCCCGUCAUUGGCCUCGCGCUUAAGAGACAAAUCGAUGAUCCAACCGCAUACGUUCCAUGUGCCAUUUUUGCUGGCUGUGGUUUCACCGCUUGCUCUUUAACUCUUCUUGUCAUGAGAGCAUAUCUAUUAGCGCGGAUUAAAUUGGCUGGUCCUCUAGACCACGAUCAAGGUCAUAUGCACAUCAUUGUGCCUUUUAGCGAACCAUUGAAGCAUAUCCUUGACUUUGCUCUCGUUUGA
Messenger RNA from Candidozyma duobushaemuli, 1398 nucleotides. RefSeq lists its product as uncharacterized. The transcript has a single exon. Bases 1 to 1398 code for a protein of 465 amino acids. Lineage: Eukaryota; Fungi; Ascomycota; Pichiomycetes; Serinales; Metschnikowiaceae. Gene Ontology annotation, molecular function: transmembrane transporter activity. The record is from RefSeq and is a predicted model, not a curated record. Gene Ontology annotation, biological process: transmembrane transport.